AAAGGCAAAGUUGAUGUUUGGUCUAAAAGGGAAGAAGAAGAAGAAGGUCCACUCAGACUUGGUGCUAGCAAACAAGGCGGCCCUGGAUAGUGAAGGGGAGGUCAGUUCUAAAGCGUCUCAGCUGCUGGAGGGAAAAAAAGAUGAGGAUCAACAUGAAAUUGCUGCCAUCAGAACCAGAAUCAUGCCUGACAGAAAAAGGUCCAAACUCAACACUUGUAUCCAAGACAGUGAAGCAAAACCUCAGAGCUUUCAGAUUGCUAUUAACAUCACUGAAGCCAAGCAGCUGUUGGGUGAGAACAUCGACCCCAGUGUGGUGAUUGAGAUUGGCGAUGAGAAAAAGCAGACUGCAGUCAAAGAGGGAACCAACGCACCUUUUUACAAUGAGUAUUUUGUGUUUGACUUCAUUGCCCACAAAGAGAUGUUCUUCGACAAAGUCAUCAGACUGACGGUCAUACACUCUAAGAUGCUGAGAAGUUUCUGCAUCGGCUCCUUUAAACUGGAUGUGUGGACAGUCUACAAACAACCAGGUCACCAAUUCAUCAACAAGUGGGCAAUGCUGACAGUCCCUGGUGACAUUAGCACAGGUUGCAAAGGUUACAUCAAGUGUGAUAUUAGUGUCUCUGCAAAGGGCGAUGCCAUGCAGCCCGGGAUUAAAGCCAGUGAUGCAGAGGAGCAAAUAGAAAAGAACCUCCUGAUGCCGGAAGGAUUCCCGUCAGAACGUCCCUGGGCUCGUUUCUCCGUGAGGGUGUAUCGAGCGGAAGGUCUUCCCCGCAACAACUCCAGCAUCAUGGCCAAUGUCACCAAAGCCUUCAUAGGAGACAACACAGCGCUCAUAGACCCUUUCGUGGUUGUUAGCUUCUUCAAACAAAUGGGUCGUACUUCCACGCAGAAGUCAAAUGCAGAUCCAGUGUGGAAUGAACAGAUCGUCUUCACAGAGAUGUUUCCUCCUCUGUGCCAGAGGAUGAAGAUCCAGGUUUGGGAUGAAGGAAGUGUGAGUGAUGUUGCCAUUGGAACCCAUUACUUUGACCUGAGGCGCAUUUCCAACGAACAGGAUGGUGACAGAGGUUUUUUGCCAACUUUUGGCCCCGCCUGGAUAAACUUGUAUGGCUCCGUCAGAAACUCUCUGGGUGAUGACACUGCUGAACUUAACGAGGGCAUUGGAGAGGGAGUCUCUUAUCGGGGGCGUGUCUUUGUAGAACUGGUGGUGGAGAUCUUAUCAGGCGGGACAGGCCCAGCGUCCAAACUUGCCCGUAUGGUGAAGCCUGUAAAGGAUGCCAAGGUGGUAAAGGCCACAGGAAAGGAUGGUAAGACCCCAGCAGGUGGAGGAGCAGGCACGGGGGGAUCUGGAGGUACAGGUGAUGACGACAAAGGGAAAGCGGCUGCGGACGUUCUACCUGUGGAAUGUCCACCGACAAACAAAGAUAACUUCCUACUCUUCGGAGCUUUGUUUGAAGCCACGAUGAUUGACAGAAAGAUCGGAGACAAACCUAUCACUUUUGAAUUCUCGCUGGGUAACUGCGGUAACGUGCAAGAACCUGCGGGCCAGCCCGGCCUGAGCGCCCCAAGUCCAGCCCUCGGCCGCAGGAGACAGGCACAGGACCUCCCUGACAGGUCCUCCCCUUCCUCCCCACUGUUACCCAGAGAGCCUCAAGACCCCAACAGGACCUCUAAGUCCACCACGCGUCCCCAGAAACCGCUUCCCGUCGAAGGAAACAGGUACUACAUGUAUUUGCCUCUGGAGAAACAGAAGCCAUGUAUCAAUGUGUUGAGUCAGUGGGAGGACAGAACCUACCGCCUGUACAAUUCCAACAUGCUGGAGAAUAUAACAGCCCUGUUUGAAGAAGGAGUGACCAGGGCAGCUGAACUCCACAGGAAGUCGCAUCCCGGUGCAGAGCAGACACUAAAGAUAACAGUCAAAGAAUUUUGCCAAGAUGCAAGGCGUUUCAUAGCAGCAGCAGCAGCCAAGUUGAAAGCUGAGUUUAAGUCCAACUACCUGACGGAGCUGGACAGGAAGCGCCUCUCAAUGUGCAAACAGGAACUGGAAAGUAUGAUUGGCGAUGCUCAGGCUCUGGUGGAGAGGAAGCGGAAUUCAGGCGGCGUGAAAGAAGAGCUCCAGGACGCAAGAAAACUCACACAGAAACUGCGCUUCUUAGUGCAGGAGCCUCAACAUACAGUGCCUGACAUCUUUGUGUGGUUGUUGAGCAACAACAAGCGCGUCGCGUACGCUCGCCUCCCGGCCAGAGAUGUCGUGUUCUGCGGCAGUCGGGAGGCUCGAGGAGUCCAUUGUGGAAAAAUAGUAACGCUCUUCCUCAAGCCGCCAGGGAAGCGUGUGACAGGAUUAUCUGUGCAGGCCAAAGUUGACGUGUAUUUGUGGUUUGGAUCCUGCGCGGACUCCGUUCACAUGCUGGACGACUUGCCUGAAGGUUUCAAUGCCGCCACAGGGGGCGCUGACUCCAACAGCCCCCCCACUCACCUGACGUGUACGGAGCAGCAUCAGUUCCAGUUAAGGUGUCACAUGUAUCAAGCACGCGGGUUGAUUGCUGCAGAUAACUCGGGCCUGUCUGACCCUUUUGCCCGAGUGAUAUAUUUGUCACACAGCCAGACCACCAACGUGAUCAGUCAGACUCUCAGCCCCACGUGGAAUCAGUGCUUGCAGAUGAGUCCCAUCGUGCUGAGUGGAGAUCUUCAACACAUCCAGGAGGAACCGCCGAGGCUCAUCGUUGAAGUGUACGACGACGAUGCACUGGGCAAGGCAGAGUAUUUGGGGGCCACGGUGGCGUUGCCUGAGGUUCGCCUGCUCUCUGAGUCCUACACGCCACCUAUUCUGCAGUACAGCCCGCUACACCAUGCCAGCCAAUCAGGAGGAGAGCUGCUCGCCGCUUUCGAGCUGGUUCAGAUUCCCAUGUCUGGAGAGCAGAGUCUGCCUCCCUUAGAGGAACAGGAAGGAGGCAUAUACACGGUGCCUGACAACAUCAGACCUGUCCUCAGUACAUACAGACUUGAGGUGUUAUUUUGGGGUCUACGAGAGCUCAAGAAGGUUCAGUUACUGUCUGUUGAUCGCCCUCAGGUGUUCGUAGAAUGCGCUGGAAAAACGUUGCGUUCUUCUGUCAUUCAGCGGUACAAGUCUAACCCCAACUUCACCACGCAGGUUGACACCAUUGAGCUGGCGUUACCGGAGAAUGAGCACCUCCACCCUCCGCUCACCAUCACCGUUGUUGACUGGAGGGCUUUUGGUCGCAGCACGCUGGUUGGAAACCAUGUCAUCAACAACCUGAUGAGCUUCAAAUACAUUGCCCCCCCAGCCCCGCCUGCCCCCACACAGACACACACACCACCUGCAGUAACGUACAUCCCGCAACCACAAAAAGCUGAUGAACCUUGCCAGCAUGCUGCAGAGACAAGCUCCACGGUGGCAUCAGCAACUCCCGAUGUUCUCAUCACAGUUGAGGAAUUGACCCCUGAAAAGACAGCACCCAUAAGGAAAAAGGAGAGUCGCAAAAAGAGCACCCAUCGUUCCACCAAGCGAAGGAGGCGGACCAUCGCAGACGAGUCGGCAGAAUCCGUCAUUGACUGGUGGUCCAAAUAUUAUGCCUCUGUGGAGAAACGGACCAAGAAGACAGAAGGAUCUCCAUUUCCACAAGUUUUUGAAAAAGCUUUGCCGUACCACAUCUUGCUCAGCGAUGGAAUAGACUCUUUAGUGAGCAGCUCAUCGGAUGACAACAAGAAAAAGAAACAGAAGGGAAAGGGAAUGCCGGAACAGAACCUGAACCUGAGUCUAAGUCUGCCCACCAAACUGGCCACACUGCAGCUAUACAACAAGGAGCUGGAGGCAGAGUUCGGACCCUUUGACGAAUGGGUCAACACAUACGAGCUGUUCCGUGGGAAGGCCAAUGAGGAAGAGGGUUCGACAGAGGAGAGGUUCGUCGGCAAGUUUAAGGGGCGCUUCUGCUUGUAUAAGCUCACUGAAGAUGAGGAAGACGAGUGGGAAGAAGACGAUGGACACCUCAGAGUCAACAGAGGGAUUCCGCAGAACAUGCCAGUUCAAGUCCUUAUUCGGGUUUACAUCGUCUCUGCAUCAAACCUGCACCCAGCUGACCCGGACGGAAAGGCGGACCCUUAUGUUGUUGUUCAGCUCGGCAAGAAUGAAAUCAAAGACCGCGACAACUACAUCCCGAAACAGCUGAACCCUGUCUUUGGAAGGUCAUUUGAGAUUCAGGCGACAUUUCCUCAGGAGUCUCUACUGUCAGUGCUCAUCUAUGACUAUGACAUGGUGGGAGGGGACGACCUGAUAGGGGAGACCCGGAUUGACUUGGAGAACCGCUUCUACAGCCGACACCGAGCCACCUGCGGACUGCCUACUGAGUACAGCCUUGAAGGUUAUAAUGCCUGGAGAGACUGUCUGAAGCCAUCUGAGCUGCUGUCGAAGCUGUGCAGAGAAAAUGACGUGGAUGGUCCUCACUUCAGACCAGGAUGUAUCACUGUGGCCAACAAAGUCUUCACUGGCAAGACUCUCUUUAUGCAUGAAGACGAGGAACCGAUGGAGUCCUAUGAGCACUUGUCUCUGAAGAUUCUGCAUCGUUGGGCUGAGAUCCUGGACAUGGGGUGCAAACUGGUACCAGAACACAUCGAGACCCGGACGCUGUUUCACAAAGCUCGGCCUGGAAUGGAUCAGGGUCAAGUUCAGAUGUGGGUGGACAUGUUUCCAAUGGACCUACCUCAUCCCGGACCUGCAGUGGAUAUUUCCCCUCGCAAACCCAAAGGGUAUGAACUGCGCGUCAUCAUCUGGAACACUGAGGAUGUCAUUCUGGAGGACAGCAACUUCCUGACUGGUCAAAAGUCCAGUGAUAUUUACAUCAAAGGCUGGCUGAAAGGUUUGGAGGACGACCGCCAGGAGACAGACGUCCACUACAACUCUUUGACUGGGGAAGGAAACUUCAACUGGCGCUUUGUUUUCCCUUUCAGCUACUUGCCUGCUGAGAAGGUAGUGGUGGUGAAGAAGCGAGACAGCAUUUUCUCCCUGGACAAAACCGAACAGAAGUUGCCCGCCAUCCUCAGUCUUCAGGUGUGGGACUUUGAGACGCUCUCCUCCGACGACUUCCUCGGCACAGUGGAGUUAGACCUCCACGGGUUCCCACGCGGAGCAAAGACUGCCAAAUCGUGCAAGGUGGACGUCUUCACGGAUGGGAUGGAGAGGAUCUCCAUCUUCCAGCAGAAGAGGUCCAGAGGAUGGUGGCCUGUCAGCAAGUCUGGAGAGCUGACGGGGAAAGUGGAGGCGGAGUUCCACCUUGUGACAGCUGAAGAGGCUGAGAAAAACCCAGUGGGCCGAGCCCGCAAGGAACCGGAUCCGCUACCCAAACCCAACCGUCCCGACACCUCCUUCUCGUGGUUCGUGAACCCCUUCAAGUGUUUCUUCCACCUGGUGUGGCGGAACUACAAGAAGUACAUCAUCAUCGCUCUGGUGCUACUCGUCACGGCGCUCUUCCUGGCCCUGUUGCUCUAUACGCUACCGGGCGCUAUCUCCCAAAAGAUAGUGAAUGGAUAACACAGUACAUGCAUACAAAGCUAUAAGGUAUCAUUUGCAUUUACAUUCAUUCUUAAUUAGGAUCCACUUAUUUGUCUGUAACCCACACAGGGUGUAAAUAAUUCAAGCCUAACUAGUUUUCUGUCUAUUUGGGCUGUAAUAGACAGACUGCUUAUACUUCUUUAAAAUCAUAGACAUCACCCCGGUUCAAAUGCCAAGGUUUUUUUGUUGAAGAAUUGGGAUCAAGAUCAAUUAUUUCAAAACCUUUUCCACCUAUAACCUGUACAACUCACUUCAAUCGUUUUAGGAGGGGAAUUAAAAAUAAAUAAUGUGGUUGCACAAGUGUGCAGACAGUCAUAAUUGGGGAUGUGGCUGUGUUCAGAAUUUACCUUUCACAUUCAAACUCAUGUUAAAUGAGUCAGCACACAGCUGUGACCCUCAAUAGGAUAAGCAGUGUAGAGAAUGGAUGGAUAGUUAAGUCUGCAGUUAUGAGAGUGUGUAGACUUGUGCAACCAAAUUAUCUAAUUUGUCCAAUUUUACUCACACACAAGAUUUGUUUUGCUGAGUUCAUAUAAUACGGUAAUUUAUAAUGGUAGUAAAAGUUUUGAAACUAUCACUCAUUUUUUUCCCCACAAAAACCUGGCGUUUGAACAGGGGUGUGAAUUUCUGAUGUAGUUGGACUUUGGUUUAAACAUGGCAGUUCAUGUUUUAUUGUUAGAAUUAUG
Molecule: messenger RNA, 6246 nt
Organism: Phycodurus eques (leafy seadragon)
Lineage: Eukaryota; Metazoa; Chordata; Actinopteri; Syngnathiformes; Syngnathidae
Gene: fer1l6
Product: fer-1 like family member 6
Exons: 45
Coding region: 14-5542 (1842 amino acids)
Biological process (GO): plasma membrane organization
Cellular component (GO): membrane
Source: RefSeq, a predicted model, not a curated record